AGUGUAGUGGAGGACACUGAACUUAGCAGCACCGCAUCAACAGCGAAGAAGCACUCCACUGGCACUGCCACAGAUAUGCAGAAGGAGACGCUGAGACUCCUGAGGCGAAUUGAGUUGGUGCAAGAUACUAUGGUAUCAAAACUUGAGCUGAUGCAAGAGGCCGUGUCGUCCCAACUUGACAUAUUGCUGGCACGGCUGUCAAAGCAGCCGGAUAUCAUCGAAGAUGAUGUUGAACCAGUUCCCUUUACCUUAUUGAAGGAUUUUCAGGACUUUGACAAGUCACUUGGACAGUCAGCUUCAAAGCGGAAGGCACUCAAAAACAAGUGGAAAAGUUGGGAAGGCAAGAAGGGAAAGUCGAAGUUUAAAGAUCUGUGGUGCUGGGCAGUUAUGCGUGAAGCUUUCAGUGAGAAUAAGAAUUUUGGAGGCGCUUCUGACUACGAGGGAGAACAAGCCAUCAAGUCGUGGCUCCGCCACGCGAGCGAACGUCUCUACAAAAAGAACCGUAUGGGCGAAGCAGAUUCCGGAGGUGAUCCAGAUUCCCCGAAUUCCGGAGGCCACUAGUUAGACACUCAUCUUUUGGGCGAACUUUUCAAAUUUUUCGUGUCUUUUUCGUAUCCCAGGAUGACACGGGGGAGUUUUC
Molecule: messenger RNA, 640 nt
Organism: Ornithodoros turicata
Lineage: Eukaryota; Metazoa; Arthropoda; Arachnida; Ixodida; Argasidae
Exons: 6
Coding region: 76-561 (161 amino acids)
Source: RefSeq, a predicted model, not a curated record